Molecule: messenger RNA, 4880 nt
Organism: Nerophis lumbriciformis (worm pipefish)
Lineage: Eukaryota; Metazoa; Chordata; Actinopteri; Syngnathiformes; Syngnathidae
Source: RefSeq, a predicted model, not a curated record
CCCUACCUUGAGGCAGAGGUACUUGCUGCCUCAUCAUGGCCUGCCUUUUCCCCUGGCAACAUGCACGUGCCCCCUCGCGCGCGCACGCUCAAUAGACUUUGUGUGUAGCCGUGGAGGCACCACCUGUGUCUGCCUCACUUCUCCUCUGCUGCGUUAUUUUCAUCAGGAAACACGGAAUUUCCGCGAUUUUGACCAUGAAAAAUAUCAAAACAUACAAGAACCACACCAAAGUCACAUAGAAAGCAUAGACCAAAAUAUAAAUAUUCAAUCUUAUUUUAUUACUUAGUUUUUGAACAGCCUUUACCCCCCUCCUGGUGGCAAGGUGAGACACUGCCUCACUUGCCUCCCCUUACAGGACGUCACUGCAUUUAAGUAAUUAUAGACGGCAAACCCAAUUGAUGCUGUUGCAACCUAUUUUUAUGGACUUGCCUCUUUGUGAUGUUAAGUUCCUAUUAUAAGCUGUUAUACAGUAGAUGCCAUGAGCUCUUAUUUUGAAGGCGCUAAGAGCGAAAGUGGUGACACGUUGUGGUGGAGCGGAGUUUUGAAAACAAAACGAAGUAAAGCGGUCCUCGUGUUUAUUCCACAUAAAUCAGAAGACAGCAGCAAGAAGAAAGAAGUCUUCGUGCUUUCUGACAAGACGAAGCUCCGCCGUUGCUAGCUGCGGCUAACUUAGAUGAAGCUAGCUGACUCUCUGAACUUUACGGUGUUGUACCAAAAUCUGUUACCCAUCGGAAUUUGUAACUCCAGGGGGCGAUGUUCCCAUGGCGUUUGUUUGAUGGUUAAACGGCAAGCCCAAAGAGGAGGAGAAGAAGAACGCUUGCGUAAAUGGCGUAAACUAUCCUUAAUGCUGAAACGUCAGUUGUCAGAAUUUCAGCAUUAAUAAAUUACACAUAUUCUGGAAAUCAAUGACUUACUUUCAUUAUAGUAUGAGUCCAUUGUAUCAGCUGUUGAUUCUCUCUCACACACAUACAUUUUCCAAUAUAGAUAAGGCUAUACAUGCACAUGCGGUUGUUCUGUUUGUUAUGGCUGUAUGUUCCCUAUUCUUAAGCCAGGCACCUCAAUUACAAUUUCCUGCCCUUUUUUACACACCCCCUCCCUUCAUCUCCAUACACUUUUUCUCAUUUGGACCCCCAGAAUCAGGACGCACUAGGGUUACAUUUUCCGAUAAGCCCGUCGGCGUUUUGCCCAGCCAACUAGGCGUAAGCUUAUGGCAUUUCACACUAUUAACAGGAGGUGGCGCCAUACCAAGGUACUUGAAACAUUUGGCUUUAUCCAGUUUGAAGCCCACCUUCCAAUUUAUUAGCGGAUUUUGACUCCAAUCUAAAUCAUGGAAUCAAGCACCUAUAGAGAAUUGGUGGAAUAUCUUACCGAAGGGAAAGUACCACCAAAUUCCAAAAAAUACGAGCGCUUCAACCUGAAAAGAAAAACGGCAAACUACAUUGUGGAAGGCAAGUUAUGGUACCUAGCAUCGCACUUGAUGACUACCCCAGCAAAUGCCAAAUUGCCUCAAGAGGUUCAACGACUUAGUAUUUUUAUAACAAAAUGUGAUGGUGUUAAUGUAUUUAAAGAAAAACAAAGCAUUCCCUUUCUAAAUUUACAGUUUUACAUUAUACUACAGCAUAAUUCAAUCCAAUCCAAUCCAAUCCACUUUAUUUAUAUAGCACAUUUAAACAACAAAAUGUUUUCAAAGUGCUGCACAACAAUAUUAAAAACAACAUUCAAAUACAAUCCUGAGCUCCACCAAUGACUGAAUAAAAAACAAAAAAUAAAAAUAAAUACAUAUAAAACCAAUAUAAAAACAAUAUAAAAUAAAUAUGAUUAAAAACGAUUUUAAGGGUGAAACCAAUUAAAACAGUAAAUAGAAAUCAAAAUUUUAAAACACAGAGGGCAACUGUGUUCAGUGUUUGUAGAUUGUCAUACUUCAGAUGGACUCUCACCUAGCACGAGAAUGCGGCGCAACUUUACUCAGGUGCAUAAAUGGUGUCUGAAAUUGUACACCUUUUAAACUAAAUCCAUGGAAAAUUGAAGAAAAAGUGAAAGUAAUGUUAAUUUCCUUUUUUUGUUCCAAAAAACCCUUUCUGUAUAUUUUGGGUUGAUGGCAGUUCUCUGCCUCAUCAGAUAUUGACCCUUUGAGGCCGUGCCCAUAUCCUCUGAGUUGAUUGUGUGAUGGAUAAGAUAUUUUUUGUCGCGGAUUUACUCAUGUGUAUUGUUUUUUUGAUGAAUAAAUAAACGGUCUCAGAGCCAUGUUUUCAUUUUAUUAAUUUAAUAGUCUAAGAGUAAAUCUUAAUAUACAUAGAUCCUUCAUGAAUGAAUAUACACUGCCCCCACGCCAUUUGUGAGUUUUGCAUUUAAUUUGUAUUGAAUCAGGCCGCUCACUUUGUUAGGUGCGAGCACAGCAAGUAAAGCAUUGACAUUUGUACAAUAAACAAAUACCAUUGCUGCAAUCUCUAGAUUUCAAAUCAGAGAUAUUUGUAUUUCACUGUAUUACUUUUCAUUGUAAGAAAUAAGCUUUCAAUUAAAGCUUUGAUUUGUCAUAGAUGGCAAGCUAUAUAACCUCCGCCACAAAGGAUCGGCCAAAGAGCUGAAAGUUAAAGUGGUGUGUGGGGCAGCUGAAGCAGAUGCCAUAUUUAGAGAGUUCCACUCAAGUGACAUUGGCGCACAUUGUGGCCAGAUCAAAACAAGGGAUGCAAUUUCCAAGAGAUGUUACUGGCCCUCCAUGACGUGUGACAUUGAAAAAUGGGUGUCUGAAUGCACGUCCUGUCAACAGAAGGGCAGGGUUGACCUAAAGGCAGGCACAGAGUACAAGCCAAUCAAGGUGAACUUCACCUUUUGCAUUUUAAUUACACAGCAUGUAUCCUUGGCGAGAGGUGGGAUGGCUAGCACUGCAAUCUCCCAUGAAAAGGUGGCCCUAUUCAAACUCUGGCAGGGAUAAGGCCUCGCUGUUUAUAGGUCAAUCAUUUGAGACUACCAAAGUCAAACUAGUUGUGAAGAAUAUGCAAAUGUUGCCUAAAUUUUCAUGUCCCCGAACCAUUGCCUCACAGCAGCUAUAAUUCUCCCUGUGUUUGUGUGAGUUUUUGUGUGUUUACUCCACUCUAACAUUGUUCUCCACUCUUCUCUUCAAGACCAAAUGCCCCUUUGAGCUGGUCGGAAUGGACCUCAUAGGCAGGCUGGUGAAGACCAAGACAGGCAACCAAAACAUUUGUGUGAUGGUAGAUUACUGCACCAGAUGGGCACAGGCAUAUGCCCUAAAAUCUAAAACAGCAGAAGAAGUGACAGGGUGCAUCCUCAAAUUUUUCCAUCAGUUUGAGGUUCCGCAAAGAAUCCUGACUGACCAGGGCAAAUAAUUUGUCAACAAUAUCAACACAGAGGUUUGCCGGCUUUUGGGGGUUAAAAGAAGCCUUUGUGCUCCAUACCACCCCCAGACAAAUGGGUUGGUGGAGAGACUCAACUCUAGCAUUCAGAGAGCCCUGUGGAAGCUCGUGAAAGACAAGGCGAACGAUUGGGAUGAUUAUUUGGACGCAGUUAUGUUCGGCCUACGCACCAAAAAACAAAUCACCACACAAUUUUCGCCAUACUUCCUCAUGUUCGGAAGGGAGGCGCGAUACCCUUCUGAGGUUGCAGAGAACUUCCAGGUUAACUCUCAUUCAUCUACAUUUCAAUUCCAUCUAUACAGUAUUCCUCCCUUGUGUAAGACUUUAAUCCCAAUUUGCCAGUACUACAGUGUAUGUCUAGCAUCCGUUUCUUCUCUGCCACAGGUUGAUAAGUCUUUUGAGGAGCUAUACACAGAGGAAGAGGUGAUGUUUGAUCUACAACGGCAGGAGAAAAUAUUAGCCAUUGUACAAAAACAUCAAGAAAAGGCUCAUCAAAGAACCCAGGCAGCAAAAAACAGGCCUAAAACUCAAUUUCUGCAGGUGGGGGACAUGGUGUGGCGGCGAAAUGUCCGAAGUCAGCAAAGAAAAGGGGGAAAGCUUGACCCUGACUUCCUUGGUCCAUUUUGCAUAACAAAAAUUCAGGGGAAAAGUAUUGACCUUGUCAGCACAGAUGGAAAGCCUGUGUAUAAGGUCAAUGCUGAUCAUUUAAGAAAAUAUGUGGAGGAAGGCCCUAGAAUACCGGCCAAAUUGAGGACAUGCUCCACAGAUUCCCCUGCUGAAGCCACUCCAAAUACAGCCUCACCUGCCACCACAGCAGUUGAAGAUUCUUCUGCACCUGCCACAGCCAUCGCCCCAAACACCAGUGAGACCACCUCAGCCACCUCUGGGUCUACCAAAAGAGGAAUGACACCUGCCCGAGGAUCCCAUGGAAUCCAUGCCAUCUCACAUAAUCCAGAGCAAUAUAUCAAAGAAGCUUGGGGAGGACAGGAUUGUCACAUUCUUCUGUCCAAAAUUGGACGAUACAAAUUGUGGUAUUGGGACAUCAAUCGCACAGGGCCCAACAAGGAACUUGAAAGCGAGGUCAUCAAUGCAUACCUACAUAAACUAGUCGAGUGCUACAACAGCCGAGGAGGGAAACAAGCUGCAUACAUUGAUUCAUUUGCCAUUACAAUGAUGUGGCAAGGAAAAAAAACACGAGUGAAACUGGAUCCCAAUUCAUUUUUUGUUGUUUUGGGAGCUGUCCAUGAACCUGGCCACUGUUUUUUUUUACAGUAAGUGAAGAUUUAUAUCUCCUAAUCCUGGGUGUUUCUGUUAUCGGCUUAUCUGACAGUGAGGAAAUAGAAGUGAAGCUCUAUGAUUUUUCUGAAUAUUCACAGGCCAUUUAUCCAGCAGAGCAGCGGAGUCUUGUGCUUGACUCAUUAGGCAACGCUCGCUCUAAAGUACCCAAGUGUUUGGAGUCCACCGGGUAACAGCUGUUUCUUUCAUAAGUCAAAAGCUCCCAGGCUUCCA